Closterium sp. Naga37s-1 is the source of this 1185-nucleotide messenger RNA. NCBI's taxonomy places the organism in Eukaryota, Viridiplantae, Streptophyta, Zygnematophyceae, Desmidiales, Closteriaceae. The record is from the annotation of a GenBank genome assembly.
AUGGCCUCGCCUCCCCGUCCGUCGCGUCGUCCUCAAACUGCCGAACACGGACGAUCACAGUCGCGGCUCGAUCGCACAGCCUCGCUUACCACGUUUUCCGCACUAGCCCCGGCAGCCGCACUUGAGGUCGCGAACGACUGCAGAAACGGGAGCUCCCAACACCAUCCCGCCUCCUCGUUUCCCCUUCUCGCCACCCGAAUUCGCGUUCCCCGCCUCCCCGUUUCCCCUUUCCGCUCCCCAUUACCCCUUCCCGCCUCCCCGUUUCCCCUUCUCCGCUCCCCAUUACCCCUUCCCGCCUCCCCGUUUCCCCUUUCCGCUCCCCAUUACCCCUUCCCGCCUCCCCGUUUCCCCUUCCCCGCCUCCCUAAUUCCCCUUCCUGCUCCCCAUUACCCAUUCCGCCUCCCCGUUUACCCCUUCCCGCCUCCCAAUUCCCCUUCCCCGCCUCCCGUUUCCCCUUCCAGCUCCCCAUUUCCCCUUCCCGCCGCCUCAUUUCCCCUUCCCUGCCUCCCCAUUACUCAUUCCACCAUCCCUGCUUCCCCUUCCCGCUCCCCAUUACCCCUUCCCGCCUCCCCCUAUCCCUACCUAUUCAUCUCUCUUCCUUGCCUUAGCAUCACCUCUCAUCCCAUCCCCUUCAAACCCUCUCAUCCCAUCCCCUUCAAACCCCUCUCAUCCCAUCCCCUUCCAGCCCUUCUCAUCCCAUCCCCUUCAAGACCCCUCUCAUCCCAUCCCCUUCAAAACCCCUCUCAUCCCAUCCCCUUCAAACCCCUCUCAUCCCAUCCCCUUCAAACCCCUCUCAUCCCAUCCCCCUUCAAAACCCCUCUCAUCCCAUCCCCUUCCAGCCCUUCUCAUCCCAUCCCCUUCAAAACCCCUCUCAUCCCAUCCCCUUCAAACCCCUCUACAUCCCAUCCCCUUCAAACCCCCUCUCAUCCCAAUCCCCUUCAAACCCCUCUCAUCCCAUCCCCUUCCAGCCCUUCUCAUCCCAUCCCCUUCAAAACCCCUCUCAUUCCCAUCCCCUUCAAACCCUCUCCUCCCAUCCCCUUCAAACCCCUCUCAUCCAUCCCCUUCCAGCCCUUCUCAUCCCAUCCCUUCAAACCCCUCUCAUCCCAUCCCCUUCAAACACCCUCUCAUCCCAUCCCCUUACCAGCCCUUCGAUCCUCUUUUCAGUCCCUCCCACCCCGGCAAUAA